CAUUUUAUUAAAACAUUUUCAUUACCAAAACUUCUUCUUCUUCUUCCUCUAGCCAUUAACACCUGAAAAAUCUCGAAACCAUAAAGGAAGAAGAAUAGAUAAUGAGAUAAAAGAGAUGAAAAUGGUGGGACUAAGUAUUGUUUUGGAGUCUUCUAACAACAACACUCUCAGCAACUGCUUUGUUAGUCCCAAACCGCAUCAGGUUGUCAACAAAUCCACCGUCGUGGUCAGCGCCAUCGCCUCUGACCUCCGCCGUGGUAGUUCUUAUCCGGAUUCUGGGUUUCUCAAACAUUGUUUUCUCUGUAAAAGGAAACUUCUUCCAGCAAAAGAUAUCUACAUGUACAAAGGUGAUAGAGGUUUCUGCAGCGUGGAGUGUAGAUCGAAGCAGAUGGUCAUGGACGAAGAAGAAAGCUUUAGAAGAGAGAACUGUUCCUUCAUGGCUGUCAAUAAGACGAAGUCUGACUCUCCGGCGCCGGCGUCUUCAGGCGGUGGUCAUCACCGUCACCGUCGUGAUACGAGAAACUGAGCAGGCGGUUUUGGAGAAAGCAUUGCAAACUGAAAAGUGUGAUUUGACUUUUCCACCCUUUGGACUUAUUUUUGUCGUUUUGUUUUAUGAGAUGUAAAACCAGAAGGGUGUUUUCGGUAUUUCUUGUUUACAUAUCUAUGGGAGUGGGAGCACCUAGUUUCUAUUUA
Molecule: messenger RNA, 693 nt
Organism: Brassica napus (rape)
Lineage: Eukaryota; Viridiplantae; Streptophyta; Magnoliopsida; Brassicales; Brassicaceae
Product: FCS-Like Zinc finger 15-like
Exons: 2
Coding region: 116-526 (136 amino acids)
Source: RefSeq, a predicted model, not a curated record